Dipodomys ordii (Ord's kangaroo rat) is the source of this 568-nucleotide messenger RNA. It is a transcript of the gene Agr3, whose product is annotated as anterior gradient 3. NCBI's taxonomy places the organism in Eukaryota, Metazoa, Chordata, Mammalia, Rodentia, Heteromyidae. Gene Ontology annotation, cellular component: endoplasmic reticulum. The record is from RefSeq and is a predicted model, not a curated record. Gene Ontology annotation, molecular function: dystroglycan binding. The coding region runs from base 71 to 568 and encodes 165 amino acids. The transcript has 8 exons.
AUCCAGGAUACCCUUGCAACACAAGCACUGGCCAGUUCUGUUGCUUCCGAGGGGUUUUCUAGAAGACAGGAUGUUACACUCAACAUUGACCCUCUGCCUCUUACACGUCACAGUGUCUUCCAACCUUGCUAUUGCAAUCAAAAAGGCAAAAAGACCUCCUCAGACGCUUUCCAGAGGAUGGGGAGAUGACAUUACUUGGGUACAAACUUAUGAAGAAGGUCUCUUUCACGCUAAAAAAAGUAACAAACCACUGAUGGUUAUUCACCACUUGGAGGACUGUCAAUAUUGCCAAGCACUAAAAAAAGUAUUUGCCCAAAAUGGAGAAAUUCAAGAAAUGGCUCAGAAUGAUUUCAUCAUGCUGAAUCUUGUGCAUGAGACCACUGAUAAGAACUUGUCACCGGAUGGGCAGUAUGUGCCUAGAAUCAUGUUUGUUGACCCUUCUCUCACAGUCAGAGCUGAUAUAACUGGAAGAUAUUCUAAUAGACUGUACACAUAUGAACCUCAAGAUGUGCCUGUAUUGAUAGAAAACAUGAAGAGAGCCUUAAGACUUAUCCAAUCCGAGCUGUAA